Messenger RNA from Trichomonas vaginalis G3, 585 nucleotides. RefSeq names its product Poxvirus D5 protein-like family. The record is from RefSeq and is a predicted model, not a curated record. Bases 1 to 585 code for a protein of 194 amino acids. NCBI's taxonomy places the organism in Eukaryota, Parabasalia, Trichomonadida, Trichomonadidae. The transcript has a single exon.
AUGAAACUUAUAGUUUGCAAUGAACUUCAAAGUAUAGAUACAACAAAAGUUUUGAACUCAGAUGCUUUGAAGAGUCUUAUAACAGAUAAAGUUGGAGUUGUUGAAAGAAAAUAUAAAGACCAAAGAGUUUGUGAAAAUGUUGCAAACUUCAUUAUGGUUUCAAACAAUGCUGUUCCGAUGAAGUUAGAAAGUUCUGACAGAAGAUAUGUAGUUGUCAGAACGUCAGAUUCUCAUAUGCAAGAUACAGAAUAUUUUGACGACUUAGCAGAAACUUUGACAUCUGACUUUUACAACCACUUGUUCUCAUAUUUUAUGACAUUAGAUAUUUCAAAGUUCAAUCCAAGACAAAUUCCACAUACCGAAGAGAGACAAACAUUGUUAGAAGCAAACAAGAGUGUAUAUGAACUGUUCAUAGAUGAAACUGACUUUGAGUGUUUAGAUGAAAGGUCAUUGUACGAUUCGUAUAAACAAUAUUGUCAAGAAUAUGGUUAUAUGACAGCGUCUAAACGAACAUUCUUGGCAAAUGUCAAAAGUCUUUUAGACGUACAGAAUGGUGUAUAUACAAAGAAAAAUUUUUAUGAGUAA